AUGCCAGAGAAGAAGUCUAAGAAGCGUACCUUCUCCCAAAUUGAAGCUGUUACUGUCACCCAACGGUAUGAUCCAACUACCGUGUUUACUGUGCUUCAGGAAUUAUCACAUUACCCUGCUUGGAAGAAAUUUGAUUGGGAUGAAUUGGUGAAGAAAACCUCAUCUGGUAUUUCUAAUGCGAGAGAAUAUCAGAUGCUAUGGCGUCAUUUGGCAUAUGGUUAUUCCUUGCCCGAAGAUUUUGAAGCGGAUGAUCCUAUGGAUGAUGACAGUGACCUCGAUUAUGAGCUGGAACCAUUACCUUCUAUAAGUGCGGAAUCUACACAAGAGUGCUCAGCAUGUGUGAAGGUGAUGAUAGCUUCCCGUACGCUAAGUGAAUCUACCCCUAGUAGCUCAACAAUUGAGGCUCCAUUGAUUGUAAAUUUUCCAGUUUGCCAUUCAUUUAGAACUCAAAGGGAAAUGUCACAGCCCUCUAAUUUGAUGGAACAGACAAGCAUUACGUUUCCAGUUACUGUUCAGAGACAGACACUUCCAACAGUAUCAUCCUCAGAUGCUUUAGAAACCAAAGGAACAGUUGGUGGUUCCAUGGCUUCCAAAAGGAAAAGAAAAGCAUGGUCAGAGGAAGAGGACAAUCAGUUACGGGCUGCUGUUCAGAAAUGGGGUGAAGGGAAUUGGGCAAACAUGGCAAAAGGAGACAACUUUCCUAUCAAGAGAAGUGCAACACAAUUGUCACAGAGGUGGACCACUUUACGAAAGAAAGACGGAAGUGGCACUUCAGGAACCGUCAAUUCAGGACCCACUGUGACCACCACCAACACACAGUAUACUGCUGAACAGUUGGCAACUCGUCACUCCUUAAAUUUAGCCCUUGACAUGCCAUUCAAAAAGUUAACUGCUCCUGGAAUGACUGAUCCUGGUAGGACAUCCAUGUCAAUUAAUAAUCAAGUGCAGUCUCGUAAUACGACGCAAGUCUCCACAAUUCGUAGUUCUGUACCCCUUCAGCGUCCAUCUCAACAAGCUUGUGGUUCCCCUGCGAAACCCACAGCCACCUCUGAAAAUCCUGUCUCAAGAUGUAUUGCAAGCUCUGCUCGUGAGAUAAAACCUGCCAAUAUUCACUCUGGAGCACAAACUUUUUCACAAUCAAAUGCAGUACCAAAUGCUGCAAUUUCAGCUCGUGAGUUAAAACCUGCCAUUAUUCACUCUGGAGCACAGACUGUUUCACGAUCAAAUGCAGUACCAAAUGCUGCAAUUUCAGCUCGCGAGCUAAAACCUGCCAUUACAGCACAGACUGUUUCACGAUCAAAUGCAGUACCAAAUGUGGCAACAACCCACGGGUUAAAACCUGCCGUUAUUCACUCUGGAGCACAAACUGUUUCACGACCAAAUGCAGUACCAAAUGCGACAACCACCCACGGGUUAAAACCUGCUGUUGUUCACUCUGGAGCACAAACUGUUUCACGAUCAAAUGCAGUACCAAAUGCGGCAACAACCCACGCGUUAAAACCUGGUUUUAUUCACUCUGGAGCACAAACUGUUUCACGAUCAAAUGGAGUACCAAAUGCUGCAAUUUCAGCUCGCCAGUUAAAACCUGCCAAUAUUCACUCUGGAGCACAAACUGUUUCACGAUCAAAUGCAGUACCAAAUGCCGCAAUUUCGGCCCGGGAGUUAAAAACUGCCAUUAUUCACUCUGGAGCACAAACUGUUUCUCAAUCAAAUGCAGUACCAAAUGUUUCAUCACAAAUUAAGGUUUCUCAAACGAAAAAUGUGGUACAUUCGGUCCCUGCUGGUAGUUCUACGGCAAAGACAUCCAUUUCUACUGGUUUGCCUUCUAACCAAAAGGUUCAUUCAAAUGUUACCUCUGUGAAAGAACAAGAAAAAAGAGUUUCUGAUCCUGGCUCCACACCAAAAGAGAAGGUGAUAGAGAAAAAUGUAGUACACACUGUGCCUGCUGGUAGUUCUUUGACAAAGACAUCCAUUUCUUCUGGUUUACCUUCUGACCAAAAGGAUAAACAUGUUACCUCUAUGAAAGAUGAGGAAAAAAGAGUUUCUGAUCCUGGCUCCACCCCAAAAGAGAAGGUGAAAGAAACCGGAGCUUCUACAUUAAUUAUUCAGAGCCAGAUAGAUAACAAACAGAAUAAAGUGGGGCUAGAUUUAGAUAAAGCGAAAAGCACACCUAGCGUGAAAGUUUUGGAACACAAAGCAGUGUCACAAAAUCCAGGAGGUUGGGAAGAGCAAGGAAGUGUUAAGAAUUCAACUUUUAUCCUCAAAGCCACUGGGAAUGGAAAUAGCAAUUUGAACACGGAAAGUCAAGUUCAAAAUCAAGACAAGAAGACAAAUUCUGUUAAUGGAAGCUCUAACUAA
This is a messenger RNA of Lathyrus sativus (Indian pea), 2358 nucleotides long. The record is from the annotation of a GenBank genome assembly. NCBI's taxonomy places the organism in Eukaryota, Viridiplantae, Streptophyta, Magnoliopsida, Fabales, Fabaceae.